AUGAUAAAAUAUUUGGAUUUUAAAAGAUUAAUGUUUAAUAGAAUUGGUUUUAAUGGCAUUGGAAAAAUAACAUUUGAUCAUUUACCAGAAAUAUUGGAAUCAUUUUCAAACAAGGUGCCUUAUAAUAAUUUUCAUUUUUUCGAAAAUCAUAUAAAAGGUACUGCAAGAAACGAUCUAAUAGACAAGAUACUCAUUCAAGGAACUGGAGGACUUAGCUAUCAACUUAAUGGAUUAAUGUUUUACUUUUUAAAAGAAUCUGGCUUUGAUGUCAAUUUAAUCUCUUGCCGUUUAAAGAUACUAAAACAAUGGACAAAGGAGAGUAUUCAUUUAUCUUUAAUAUUAAAUGAUAGAGGAAAAAGAUAUAUGGUAGAAGUUGGGACUGGAAGUUUAUUGCCCCAAAAACCUGUAUUGUUGGUUGAAAAUCACAAGGAUUGUAAUUCUUCUGUCAUUGAAAACCAAAUUGGUGUCAAAUUUAGGUUCCAUGGCAACAAUAAUCUCUUUGGUCAUCAAUAUUUAUUGGAAUCAAAAAAACCAGAAUCUGAAAAAUGGGAACCUUUAUUGUCCACUGACAUGCUUUAUAGAAAAGAUAUUGCAGGGGCAAUAAGAGAAUCUCAUGAAUAUUCCCUUGAUAUGGAUCUGACCAUCAUUUUUAUUUAA
Cavenderia fasciculata is the source of this 657-nucleotide messenger RNA. RefSeq lists its product as uncharacterized. The record is from RefSeq and is a predicted model, not a curated record. Gene Ontology annotation, molecular function: acetyltransferase activity. Lineage: Eukaryota; Evosea; Eumycetozoa; Acytosteliales; Cavenderiaceae. The transcript is spliced from 2 exons. The coding region runs from base 1 to 657 and encodes 218 amino acids.